GCGACUCCGGCGCGCUGCAGGUCCGCGUCUCUCCCCCUCUCUGUCUCCGUCUCUCCUCUCCGGUGCUUCGCGCUUCCAGAACCAAACGGCUCGUUAUCUUGUGGUUUCAAGGCUUCCUCUUCAUCCCUCUCUCUUUCUCUCCUCCUCUCCUCUCGGUUCCUCUCAUGCCGCCGUUAAGGCGCUGGAUACGGGGCGAGUUGUGAUCGACCAGGCAGCAGCUCGAUGAAUAUGGCGUGUAUUGGGGACGCAGACCCUUUCACCGCUGCGAUACCUGCCACCAAAGUUGAACUCACGGUUUCUUGUAGAAACCUGCUGGACAGAGACACGUUCUCCAAGUCUGAUCCAAUUUGUGUGCUGUACACUCAAGGAAUAGCCAACAGGGAAUGGAGAGAGUUUGGACGGACAGAAGUCAUAGACAACACCCUCAACCCUGACUUUGUCCGCAAAUUCAUCCUGGACUAUUUCUUUGAGGAGAGGCAGAAUCUACGCUUUGACCUGUAUGAUUUGGACUGCAAGAGCGACAACCUCUCUAAACACGACUUCCUGGGCCAGGCGUUCUGUACGCUGGGUGAGAUCGUCGGCUCCCUGGGAAGCCGCCUGGAAAAACCUUUGAUUGGUAUCCCGGGGAAGAAAUGUGGCACCAUCAUAGUGAGAGCUGAAGAGCUGAGCAACUGCAGGGAGUCAGUGAUGCUUCAGUUUUGUGGGAACAAGCUGGAUAAGAAGGACUUCUUCGGAAAAUCGGAUCCUUUUCUCGUCUUCUACCGCAGCAACGAAGACGGAUCGUAUACCAUCUGCCACAAAACAGAGGUGGUGAAGAACACUCUGGACCCGGUGUGGCAGGCUUUUAAGAUUCCCGUCAGGGCGCUGUGUAACGGAGAUUACGACAGGAGCAUUAAGGUGGAGGUGUACGACUGGGACCGAGAUGGAGGCCACGACUUUAUCGGCGACUUCAGCACCAGCUACAGAGAAAUGUGCAGGAGCCAGUCACAGUUCCACAUCUAUGAGGUGCUAAAUCCAAAGAAAAAAGGAAAGAAGAAGAAAAAGUACCAAAACUCAGGAACGGUCACUCUGCUGUCCUGCCUGGUGGACACUGAGCUCUCCUUCCUGGACUACAUCCGAGGCGGGACUCAGAUUAAUUUCACAGUGGCAAUUGAUUUCACGGCAUCAAAUGGCAACCCGUCCCAGCCCACCUCGCUCCAUUACAUGAGCCCAUAUCAGCUCAACGACUACGCCAUGGCGCUGCGGGCCGUCGGAGAGAUCAUCCAGGACUACGACAGUGACAAGAUGUUUCCUGCACUGGGCUUUGGUGCCAAGCUUCCACCAGACGGACGGGUCUCGCACGAGUUCGCCCUGAAUGGAAAUCCACAGAACCCGUACUGCAACGGCAUUGAGGGGGUGAUGGAGGCCUAUUACCAGAGCCUCAAAUCGGUGCGUCUCUACGGACCCACCCACUUCUCCCCUGUUAUUAACCAUGUGGCCAGGUAUGCUUCAGCGGUGACGGACGGCUCCCAGUACUUCAUCCUGCUCAUCAUCUCUGACGGCGUCAUCACAGACAUGGCGCAGACCAAGGAGUCCAUCGUCAAUGCUGCAUCUUUGCCCAUGUCGAUUAUAAUAGUUGGGGUCGGCCCAGCGGAGUUUGACGAGAUGAUCGAGCUGGACGGGGAUGAGGAGAGGAUCUCGUCCCAAGGACGAUACGCUGAGAGGGACAUUGUUCAGUUCGUUCCUUUCAGAGACUACAUCGACCGGCGUGGAAACCACAUCCUGAGCAUGGCUCGCCUGGCGAAGGAAGUACUGGCAGAGAUCCCGGACCAGUUCCUGUCCUACAUGAGGACCCGAGGGAUCAAACCGGGCCCCCUGCCGCCUCCUUACACCACCUGUCCUCCGCCAGCCGUCCACCCGCUCCUCUGCAGACGGGUAAGCCGAAUCUAAAGGCCGAGGCCUCGCUCCGACGCCGGCCAGCCAACUCUACUGGUCUCUCCUCUCCUCUAUCUGCUUCUUCUUCUUCCUACUCUUCACUGGAAGCUUCUGAGCACACGGCGACAUCGGCCGCUCUCUCAUGUUGCACUUUCGGAAACGUUUGGCCACGAGCCGUGGGUGUGAUGCGGAAAACCCCCGAGUGGGACGCUUUCACUUUUCCGAAGAAGGGACUUUUCCUGUAGUGGAUGAAGGAGGGGGUAUGAAGGGUCAUGGUGGGGGGUAUGACAUCACUACCCUCCACCAGGAAGUGUGAGCGGGACAGUGAUUGGACCACAGGAAGCUGUCAGACUGAAACUGGUCCAAACUGGGAACACUGUUCAUCUGCUCUUUCUAUUUCCACUUCCUCUUUCUCUCACAGUAUCUCAAUAUAUAAAUGUUUACAAGUUUGAGGACGAAGGUGGAGAUGUUUUUUCAGGAGGAAAUUUUUACCACUCAAUGUGAAAACCUUUCAGAUUCCUAUUUUUCGGCUGC
Molecule: messenger RNA, 2448 nt
Organism: Epinephelus moara (kelp grouper)
Lineage: Eukaryota; Metazoa; Chordata; Actinopteri; Perciformes; Serranidae
Product: copine-8-like
Exons: 20
Coding region: 223-1929 (568 amino acids)
Biological process (GO): cellular response to calcium ion
Cellular component (GO): plasma membrane
Molecular function (GO): calcium-dependent phospholipid binding
Source: RefSeq, a predicted model, not a curated record